GUCGCUCAAUGGAGGAAGGCAGGUUACCAAGACCAGGAUGGGUACGCGAACUUCAAAGAGCUGUUGGAGAACCCUAUUGCAGAUGCUCAGGACUUGCUCGUCGACCGCUUCCCUAUACCACGAUACACCAUCUGCGACCAGGGUGGCAGUCAAGCUCGAUUCCUGCCAUCCAAGCUCAAUCCUUCGACG
Molecule: messenger RNA, 189 nt
Organism: Suillus clintonianus
Lineage: Eukaryota; Fungi; Basidiomycota; Agaricomycetes; Boletales; Suillaceae
Exons: 2
Biological process (GO): COPII-coated vesicle cargo loading
Cellular component (GO): COPII vesicle coat; endoplasmic reticulum exit site
Molecular function (GO): GTPase activator activity
Source: RefSeq, a predicted model, not a curated record